Messenger RNA from Danio rerio (zebrafish), 2118 nucleotides. RefSeq names its product cytochrome P450, family 24, subfamily A, polypeptide 1 (gene cyp24a1). The record is from RefSeq and is marked provisional. NCBI's taxonomy places the organism in Eukaryota, Metazoa, Chordata, Actinopteri, Cypriniformes, Danionidae. Gene Ontology annotation, molecular function: oxidoreductase activity, acting on paired donors, with incorporation or reduction of molecular oxygen; heme binding; monooxygenase activity.
ACUGACAACUUUUACGCACGCUGUUUUACACACGCCUCAAGAUGAGAGCGCACUUGCAGAGAGCUCCUCAGAUUCUGGAGCUGCUGAAGAAGAAGACUGCGGGGCUCCAGCACUGUAAACCCACAUCCUCCGUGUGCGUGCUCGACUCGAAGGAUGCUGCUGGGAGCGCGCCCUGUGCGCACAGUCUCGACUCCAUCCCUGGACCAACCAACUGGCCGCUGUUCGGCAGCCUCAUCGAGGUGAUCCGGAAUGGGGGAUUGAAAAGGCAACACGAGACGCUGAUCCAUUUUCAUAAGAAGUUUGGGAAGAUCUUCCGGAUGAAGCUGGGCUCUUUUGAGUCGGUUCACAUUGGUUCUCCAUGUUUACUGGAGGCUCUGUACCGGAAAGAGGGCAGCUAUCCUGAGAGACUGGAGAUCAAACCAUGGAAAGCCUACAGAGACAUGCGGGACGAGGCUUACGGGCUGCUCAUACUGGAAGGGAGAGACUGGCAGCGGGUGCGCAGCGCUUUCCAGCAGAAGCUCAUGAAACCCACUGAAGUCAUGAAGCUGGACGGCAAAAUCAAUGAAGUUGCAGCUGAUUUGAUCAAAAGGAUUGGAAAAGUCAACGGCAAAAUGGAUGAUUUGUAUUUUGAGCUGAACAAGUGGUCCUUUGAAACCAUUUGCUAUGUGAUCUAUGACAAGCGUUUCGGGCUUCUGCAAGACAGUGUCAGCAAGGAGGGCAUGGAUUUCAUCACCGCAGUGAAAACGAUGAUGAGCACUUUUGGGACGAUGAUGGUGACGCCUGUUGAGCUCCACAAAACUCUGAAUACCAAGACGUGGAAGGACCACACGGAGGCCUGGGACCGUAUUUUUAGCACAGCAAAACAUUACAUCGACAAGAACCUGCAGAAGCAGUCAAACGGCGAGGCGGACGACUUUCUGUCGGACAUCUUCCAUAACGGCAACCUCACCAAGAAAGAGCUUUACGCUGCCACAACAGAGCUGCAGGUCGGAGGAGUGGAGACGACGGCUAAUAGCAUGCUGUGGGUCAUUUUCAACCUGUCACGUAACCCCUGCGCCCAAGGCAAACUCCUGAAGGAGAUCCAGGACGUGGUGCCUGCUGGCCAAACUCCACGCGCAGAACACAUCAAGAACAUGCCCUACCUCAAAGCCUGCCUGAAGGAGUCCAUGAGAGUUUCACCGUCCGUGCCGUUCACCAGCCGGACCCUGGACAAAGAUACCGUGCUGGGCGAUUACACCCUGCCUAAAGGAACCGUCCUAAUGCUCAACAGUCAGGCUAUCGGUGUAAGCGAGGAGUAUUUUGACAAUGGGAGGCAGUUCAGACCCGAGCGCUGGCUGGAAGAGAAAAGCUCCAUCAACCCUUUUGCUCAUGAGCCGUUUGGCGUUGGGAAGCGGAUGUGCAUCGGCCGGCGUCUCGCUGAGUUACAGAUCCAGCUGGGUCUCUGCUGGAUUCUGCGUGACUAUAAGAUUGUGGCAACAGACCUGGAGCCGGUGGACUCACUGCAUUCAGGAACGCUGGUGCCCAGUCGAGAGCUUCCAGUGGCUUUUGUUCCACGAUGAGAAACCAUGUACCAACCUGAACGGAUGACUCCAUAUAUCAAUGGAUCAGACACACGACGAGGCCUUUAUAAUGCUGCUAUAACCUAACCGAAUGUAUCCGUCUCCCUUCAGAUAUACCUCAUACUAUUAUUAUAGUUUUAUAAUAUUUGUAGUAAAUAUGAUUCUUCUAUUUAUUUCCUUUAUGCAAAUGACAGAGUUAAGAUAAAUAUUUAAGGUGUUCUUGUAAUUGCUGCUACCUAUUAUUUUACUACAGUGCAUAUAUAUAUUUUACUAAAAUUGUUCUGUAGAGUUGCUAAAUUUUUUUAUGCAAUACUAUUUAGUACUGAAAUCGUUCCAUGUACAGUAUUAUGUAAAAUUCUUUCUCUUUCUCUCUUUAUUUUGUAAUACGAAAAGUGUUUAGAAAUGUACAUAGAUGUCAUAUGAAAUAUUAUUGUAACUUUCUAUUUAUAUACUUAGUUAUAAAUAUAUGUGUCUGAAUGAGUGAGUGGUGGAAAUGUAGAGAAUGUAGAAAAUCACUGGAUGUUGUUCACCUUUCAUUCUUAAUAAAAAGUGAAAAUGU